Messenger RNA from Peniophora sp. CBMAI 1063, 972 nucleotides. The record is from the annotation of a GenBank genome assembly. Lineage: Eukaryota; Fungi; Basidiomycota; Agaricomycetes; Russulales; Peniophoraceae.
AUGGUGAACUAUGACGACCCAGCAGUGGUCGCGAGCGAUUACCUGGCGGUAAUCAAGCUACAACACGUAUUCUGCGGUCUCUACAUUUGGGAGUGGGCACGGACCUUGCCCUACGAGUUCAGUUUCUACACCGGGAAACGGCCGUGGAGGUGGACCUUGGCGCUAUACCUCACUUGUCGGUAUAGCAUCCUGGCUGCCGUGAUCAACUUACUCGUCGGGUUCAAUGCGUCACAACCCAUUCAUUGUCUCGUAUGGGUCAAGUUCGAGUUCCUGUUCCCUUACUUGGGCGUGCUCACCGCCUCUCUCCUCAUCGCUCUUCGCGCAGCCGCCAUAUGGCACUUUCAUCCCGCGAUGCUCACGCUCGCUGGCGUAUCACUACUCGCGCAGCUCGCGUUGCAGAUCCGGAGCAUCGUCAUUGCAAGCGCAUCGUGGGACAGCCAGAUGCAUGCGUGCACCCUGAAGGACGGCGUUCACGCGAGUCUACCUCUACUCUCUGCAACCUUUGGAGUGGAUGCAGUGCUACUCCUGCUUAUGCUGAUUGGCCUGGUACGGAGGAGAGAGGCGAGGAAGUUCGGGAUGUGGGCGUUCUUGAUGAAGCAAGGUUUGGUCUGGCUCAUAGUCGCUGCUGUGGCCGAGCUACCGACUGUUGUGUUGCUUGCCUUGAAUCUGAAUGACGCGCUGAACUUGCUAUUCCAAACGCCAGAGAUGAUCAUUCUUGCCAUCGCAGCAACGAACAUGUACCGCUCGCUAUCCGACUUCCUACACGUCGACGGAUCAAACCUACCAGCAAACAACGCAACAGUAGACUUCGCAAGGUCAUCCGGCUCAACUCGCGACCACCGCGCAAGUCGAGCGUUGAGCAUGCACACCUUGAACCACGAUAACAAGGUGCACGCGAUCCAAGUCUUCCGACCCGGCACCGAUCCAAUCUUCGAGGGAGAGGUGGAGGGGACGCCGUAUGGCAAGGUCUGA